AUGCCCGAAGAUUUCCCACGCGGUGGACGCGACCAAGCCUUUCAACAAAGGAAGAAACACAAAGAGGCCGAAGCAGAUCUUCCUUUCUUUGUUCAAAAAAAGAGAAAGAAACGAGCUUUGGAAGAAGCAGCCGAUGGCAUUGCUACUAAUGCUGCCGCUAUCAAGGAUGAUACCUAUUUGUUUGGUGAAAAGAAAAAGAAACCCUCCAAGAAAAAACCCAAAAAGAACAAUGAUUCGACUACUACCGGUACUACUGGUACUGUGGACAGCAGCAACAACAAUAACAACAAACACUCCUUGCUCCCAUUGGGUGGAGGUGGAGUCAUUUACAAGAAACAUCAUCCCACCAGCAAAGACAAAGACAAAGACAGCAAGAAAAACACUAGUAAUGAGAAGGUUGAACCCUUUAUUGAAGCUCUGGGAUUUUCAAGAUUGGCCAAAGGCACCAAGUUGUUGGGAAUUGUCAGAGAAGUUCAGGAAGAAUUUGCCCUCGUGUCAUUGCCCAAUCUAUUGACGGGAUAUGUCCUACGAUCAGAGACUGGCAAGACGGCACCACCCUUGACAAAGACCAUUUCUGUAGGACAAGUCUUGGCCGUGGUCAUUCUCAAAACCGUCACGGAAACCACCAAGAAACAACACAACAAUAGUAAUAGCAACAACAACACGCGACGAAGGAUUCAGGUAUCGUUGGAACCUUCCGCCGUCAAUCCAAGGCACGAGGAACCGGCCCCAAAAUUCCCAAUCCGAGGCAAAAUUCAAACGCUAGAAGAUCAUGGAAUCUUGGUCGAUCUGGGACAUGGACGCAAGGGAUUCUUGGCAUUUGCCGAUAUGGAUGACAACUCGUAUGUGGUCAAGGAAGAGGAAGAUGAUGACGAUGAAGACAACAAGAACAAAGACAACAAUGACAGUGAUGAGGAGGAGGAUGGCUUGACCGUAUUGAAAGUGGGUCAAUUGCUUGAUUUCAUUGUCAAAAAGAGAUCCAAGUCGGUGGCGGACAUUUUACCCUUGAAGCUACCAUCACCUGAUGUCAUGGCCAAACAAGCCAUUCCAUUGUCGUCCGAUUCUACACCAUCCAUCCAAUCCAUUACUCCCGGAUGGCUCGUCAAAGCCAAAGUAGAGGCACUGGCCCGCAAUGGACUCUGUGUCGCCUUUUUGGGCAACGUCUUUCGAGGAGCCGUCGAGUUGGCGCAUUUAGGUGGAUUCUGGAUUCCCACCACCAAACACGCGGAUGGAUCCACGGAUUGGAAAACAUUGUUUCAAUCGAAUACUCCUCCCAUUCUCUCCUUUACCGCGCGCAUCUUGGCGGUCGAUCCGGCCACCAAAAUGGUGCGGUUGUCCGUCUUGCCACACUUGAUGGAUAUGCGUCCACCUCCCACUGCUCAUCUGCCCAAUCCCGGGACGGUCGUACAAGAUGCCACGGUGAUUCGAUUGGAUCCAGGAGUAGGUGCGCUAUUGGCAUUGCCAGUGGAAACGAAGGAGGACAAGAUGGACUUGGACGAGGACAAGGACGCCGACAACAGCGACGACGAUGCGGAAGAAGAAGGUGAUGAAGAAGAAGACAAUGGUGCCGCUUCGCUGCUGCAUGAACCAUUGUCGGAACAGUCAAUCUACAAGGAUGCCACCAAGGUUCGAGCCGUCUAUGUCCACAUUUCAAAGGCAAUGGACGACACUGAAGACGGGAAGAUUCCGGAGGCAACUUUUGCCAAGAACUUUGCUCCUUCGACAAAACACACCGUACGCAUUCUGAGCACUUCCAAUCUCGUGGAGAGCGUCGCAUCGGGGGCUGCCGCGGAGAGCAUUAUCAAUGCGCACGUCUUGACCCACGCAGAUUUGAAACCUGGCAAGAUCUUCCGCAAAGUGCCUGUUUGUGCUCACUUGAAUGGAGGGGCGUUGCUGGUGGAGUUUGGAAUGGAAGUGAGAGGUCUCCUUACAGCGGAUCAUCUGUUGGAUCAGGCAGGCUCGGCGGAAUAUCAAAGCAAACUGUUGAAAUCCAAGUUUGCUGUUGGGGCCAAAGUGGACGUACGUGUUCUGUCCUCAGACCCAACGACCAAACGAUGUUUCGUCACAGCCAAGAAAUCUCUGUUGCAGGCAACCAAUAUUAUCAGUGAAUGGGACACUUGCAAGCCAAACUCUGUUGCCACUGGCUUUAUUUCCAGAAUUGAUGACAGAGGUCUGUUCGUGCAAUUUUUCGGCAAGGUGUUUGGUUUGGUCCCAGCCAAAAGUUUGGCUUUGGAACUGGGCAUCGACGAUCAUCGCGCAAACUACAAAGUUAGGGAUGUCGUUCAGUGUCGGGUCGUCAGCGUGAAGAAGCUUCGUCGCGUGAGAAAGCGGCGUUCACGCCAAGCCAUGGACCAUGACGAUGAGGAAGAUGACGAAGAAGAUAGUUCGGAUCAUUACAUGAAGCAACUCACUCUGAGUUUGCGAGUGAACACAGGCGAAGAUGCCAAGGAUGAUAAGCAGAUGCAAACCGACGAGGAACCAUCCAAGAGCGUAAAGCUCCGUGCGGGCACUCUUCUACCGGAAAAGGCCAUGAAAGUUGUUAGCCUUGUACCAGGGAAGGAGAGAAACAACGGAACGUUUGUACCGGGCCAUGCGAUUGUGCACGUCAAAUCGAAAUACCUUGUUGACGAGGCAGAGAGUGCAACAAUGCCGCCAUUCGUGGAAUGCAAACUUCCCUACCAUCAACUCUUAGAUUCCUACAAACCAGAAGAACACGACACUGCGGCAGCGAUGGAUGAUCUAGCGGAGAGGCUCCUUGCUCCCGGGAAAUCCUUGAAAAUGAAGGGCCUUUUGCUUUCAGAUGCCAGAAAGACCGGCUCCGAUCAACUUGCUGUCGUUUCUAUUAGAGCAAAGCUCGUCGAAAAUGCCGAGGAACGAGCGAAAACCAAAGACACCGAGGCUGAUUGCGUCGUAAUGCCUUCUCCCGACUUCAGUCUGUAUGAGGGGGCCCGGGUUCUGGGAUUUGUCAACAAUAUUGACCAGCGAUACGGUGCUUUUGUGCAAUUCUUGGGUGGGUUGACGGGCAUGGUCCAUAAAUCAAAGGGCGGCUUGGAUUUGGAGCUAUUUAGCACCGUGAAUGCUCGUGUAGUGUCGAUUGACACGAAAUCGCCACCCAAGAUUGUCCUGUCGGUUUCCGAAGAGUACCACAAAGCCAAGAAGACAAGAAGGACAACUCAGAAAAACGACAAGCAUAAGUUUCGUCGGGGAGCUGCGGUUCAGGAGGUUGAGGUUGAAAGCCUUGACUUUUACAAUGCAAAUUUGAAGAUUCUAGAUAAGGCAUGGGAUGGCGUGAAAGUGCACGCUCGCAUGCACUGUACGAUGGCGGCGAGUGAAGACUUCACACCUGGCAGCAAAACGUUCAAGGGAAAAUAUACAAAGGCCACAACGAUUACAAAGUAUCACCCUUUUCAUGGUUGGGCAACCGGAGACAAGCUGCGGGGCCUCCAUGUGGUUUCUGUGCAUGUGAAAGGCGACGUCUACGAUGUGGAAUUGACCAACAAAGGAAAGGUCAAAGAAUCCCAGGAUGAUGAUGAUGACGAGGACGAUGCAGGCAUCGUGACAAGCAAGAAGCUAAUGGGACAAAGAGUUCGUCGUGGGCAUCUGCCGCUUGGACGGAAAGUAUCAGUGAUUGUCAAGCAAGUUUCUCAUUUCAAUGGCGGAGUUUGCGUGGAAUUGGCCCCAAAACUCAGUGGUUUCGUUCCUGGUUUCGAAUGCUCGACCGAUGCUGAGAUUUUGAACAACCUGGCCUCCCACAUUCCCGUCGGUGCGCGCCUCAGUUGCACCGUUAUUGACAAGCAACGUUGGCAUAAGCGAACAUCUCAAGCAACUGGUUCUUCUCGGCUGGUAAAAGUCGAUCACGAUGACUCUAGUAGAGUUUACCUUUCGAUGCUGUCAGACAAGCCUUCCGGCAUUUCGAAGCCUGCUCGGGGAGAACUGGUCGUCGGUCGCAUCCAACGCGCGUUGAAGCAAAUAAACGCCCCAUCGCUUAUGCUGGAACUUCGGGGCGGUUAUGUUGCACGGUGCUGCAUUUCUGAGCUUGAGGAAAUGGAUGAAUGGACCAACAUGCCGCUUGGAAGCAGUGCUGGUCGAAGCCAUGAGGGAACGGAUGCCGCUGUAGUUUCUGGUGAAAGCGACGCAGAUGGUGAAGAGGAAUCAUCCCCAAGCAAGGACACGCGAAGAAGCUUGUUGUCGGAUGAGCCCUUUGCAAACGGGAAGUAUGUAUCUUGUCGAGUACUCGAAAGCAAGUCCUCCCUUCCGUUGGUCGAUGUGAGCCUCAGAUCAAGCCGCAUUGAGGGGGACCUCGAAGAUGACGAUGUCCCUGAAGAAGGGGAGAUGUGCCACGCAUAUGUGGCUGUCACGAACAAGAGCGGUUGCUUCGUCCGCGUAUCACGCACCGUGGAAGGCAGGGUUAUCAUCAAGGAGUUAGCUGAUGACUUUUUGCCAAACCCAGCAGCUAUAUUUCCUCCUGGCAGGCUUGUCGUCGGCAAGGUUAAGGCAGUCAGGGAAGCCACAGGCAAGAAACAAAAAAGAACCACGGUGGAUCUAGACCUGCGCGAAUCGAGUGUGCUAGAAAGUGAAGAGCUCCAGUUUGAGGAUGUCGAAUUGCAAAGUAAACACAAAGGAAUCGUCACUCGCGUGGAGGACUAUGGAGUCUUUGUCCGCUUGAACAACAGCAAGGUUUCUGGGCUGGUCCACAAGAGUGAAUGCAGUGACAAAUACGUCAAGAAUGCCUCAAAGUUCUACGACCCCGGCGAUCUUGUGAAAGUGCUUGUCAUCAGAAAAGAUGAAGAAGAUAAGAAGAUCGGUUUCAGUAUGAAGGCUAGCCACUUCGCAGAUGAUGAAGAUUCUGAUGAUGAUACCCUUGAAGAAGCUGCCUCGGAUGAUGAUGAGGAGGGAGACACGGAGAUGCCCGACGCACGUGAAGCGCUUGAAGUGGACUCUGACGACCCGGAUUAUGCAUCCAAGUUGGCAAAGUCUCUGGCGGGUGCGAAAAAGGAAGGCUCUGACGAUGACUCCAGCAGCAGCGGAGACGACAAUCAGGAUGAUUCCAGCAGUAGCAGCGAGUCGGACGAUGACGACGACGCACCUGCUGAAUCCAAAACAUCUGAUGCUCAGAUGAUGGACACUGAUGUGGGCUUUGACUGGAGUGCUAACGCAUCGCAACUUGCAAAGAAAAGAGCUGCUGAUAGUGACUCUGAAUCAGAUGAGGACGAUUCAGAGGAUGACGAUGCGCUGGCAUCAUCCACAUCUCACAAGUCUAGAAAAAAACAGGCACAGAAGCGACGCGAAGAGCAAGAGAUCUCCCGCCGCGAAACAGCGCUGGCAGAUGGUACAGCCGACGACAACCCCGAGACAGCAGCCGACUUCGAGCGUCUUCUGAGCGGCAGCCCCAAUUCAAGUGAGAUAUGGAUUCGAUACAUGGCAUUUCAUCUGGCGCUGGUGGACAUCCCUGCAGCUCGUGCUGUGGCCGAGAGGGCCUUCGCCAGAAUUGAAUUCAGUCAAGAGCGGGAAAAGUUGAACGUUUGGUGCGCUCUUCUUGCGUUGGAGCUCAAGUACGGAAGCCCCGCUAGCUUCACCUCAGCAAUCGACCGUGCUUGUCAGCAAAACAACCCAAAGCAAGUCUAUUUGCGUGCUUGUGAAAUGCUGGCAAAGGAAGUGAAUGCUUCGUCGCCAGAAACUGUCUUGCGUGCAGACGAGAUGUUUGCCAAAAUGUGCAAGAAGUUCAAAUCGAAAAAGCAGGUUUGGAUCGCCCAUUUGCAGUAUUUGCUUCGGGGAGGCCGGCACAAGGAAGCCCAUGACCGCCUAAGACGCUCAUUGAAGUCGCUUCCAGAUUACAAGCACGUUGAAACCAUGUCGAGAUUCGCUCAGCUGGAGUUUGAGUUUGGCAGCGCAGAGCGCGCAAGAACCAUCUUUGACGGGGUUAUCCUGAAGCAUCCAAAGCGACUCGACCUUGCCUUUGUUUACGCUGACAAGGAAGUGAAACAUGGUUCCAUGGAGAUGGCAAGAGCCCUAUUCGAGAAGAUUGUGAACCCUCAAGGGGGCACUCCCAGAAAGCUAUCCGACAAACAGAUGAAGAGUCUCUUCAAGAAAUGGUACAAGCUCGAAGAGGAGCACGGCACGAGCGAUACCCAAGAGCACGUAAAGGAGGCAGCCAAAGCCUUCGUCAGUAGGUCUUAA
Seminavis robusta is the source of this 6177-nucleotide messenger RNA. NCBI's taxonomy places the organism in Eukaryota, Bacillariophyta, Bacillariophyceae, Naviculales, Naviculaceae. The record is from the annotation of a GenBank genome assembly.